Rhodotorula toruloides NP11 is the source of this 591-nucleotide messenger RNA. RefSeq names its product methylated-DNA-protein-cysteine methyltransferase related protein. The transcript has 3 exons. The coding region runs from base 1 to 591 and encodes 196 amino acids. Gene Ontology annotation, biological process: DNA repair. Gene Ontology annotation, molecular function: catalytic activity. The record is from RefSeq and is a predicted model, not a curated record. Lineage: Eukaryota; Fungi; Basidiomycota; Microbotryomycetes; Sporidiobolales; Sporidiobolaceae.
AUGCCCGCCGAACGCGCAGACAUCCUCCAGAACACGUCGCCGUCGCCAUAUGACCCGCUUGCAUCCGUUCGAGGCGGUUCCAGCGACGCAGACGGCGAUUCUGCGUUUAGGAGGGACUUCAAUGCUGCGGUCUACGAUUGCGUGCGCCGCGUUCCAGAGGGAAAGGUCGUCUCGUACGGCCAGGUCGCCAAGCUGAUCGGGCACCCGCGCCAUUCGCGCAUGGUUGGCUCAGCGCUCAAGGUCCUCCCCUCGCGCCUCUCGAUGCCCUACCUCCCUCCAACGCCAUCCUCAAUCUCCUCCGCCUCCUCAUCCGACGAGCCCCUCCCACCGCCCGAGCCGAACCCCGACUUCGUACCGUGGCACCGCGUCGUCGCUUCCUCAGGCCUCAUCUCGCCGAGGGGAAACGUCGCUGCGACGAGGAGGCAGGCAGAGUGGUUGGAGGCUGAGGGUGUCGAGGUUAGGGAGGGACCGAGAGCGGGAGGAGGAGAUGGUAAUGGACAGCCGGGUGGUGGGACGGCGGACGCGUUUGGACUUGGCGGAGCGGUGGGAGGAGGAAGGGUCAACAUGGGUCGCUAUGCCUGGAAGGGCUGA